AUGAAGAAAAAGAAGGAGAUCAAAGUAGUGGUGGUUGGCGAUGGAUCUUGUGGUAAAACAUCUCUGAUCAUUGCCCAUACUUCCGGCCACUUUAGCGAGCAAUAUAUUCCCACAGCUUUUGAUGACUUUUCAGUUGAAGCGCUAGUCAACGGGCGACCGGUAAGGUGUUAUGUUAUUAUAUAUUUUUAAACUACUAAACUCAAUAAGUAGUACACAUGUUUUUAAAUUUUAAGAAUUUGACUUAUAUAACAUUUGUAAAGUUUAUGUCUCCAAACUCAGUGAAGCAGCUCUAAUAUGUCGUCUACAUAUAAACCCUACAUGUUAAAUUAUAGUAAAAUCAUAGUACUUCAAAUAUUUUAAAAAUUGGUGUAAAACCGACUAAAGAAUACGUUAUAGGACAUGAUUACGGUAUGUGAUACAGCAGGUGAAGAAGACUUCAGUUCGAUGCGACCUCUCAGUUACCCAGAUGCAGAUGUCUUCCUCGUAUGUUACUCAGUAGAAAAUACCGACUCUUUGAAGCACAUACAACACAAAUGGGUGCCUGAGGUGAGCUACUGUAACUUUUUCUUAACAAAGUCUUUUCUUUAUCAUAAUUUGUACUUUUUUGUUUACUGUAGGGUACUGUAUGUUGUAAAAGUAUUAAACUAAAUGUCUUUUGAUUGUUUGUUUACUUGUAUGCCUUCGUACUUCUAUCAUACGUCUCGUACUCAAAGCACUAUACAAAUAGGUACUCUUCAUAGGCUUAAUUGCCAAAAGGUAAGCCUACAAAGUAAAACCUAAACUCGAGCUUGUACCUCUUGUCGCAUAUUAAAUUAAUGAGUGAGAACGUGAACACUGAGUUGUUGUUUAGAAUUAGAAUAACCGUGAGAAAACAGAAGUUGGCUUCUGAAUACAAACUCAAAAAACAACAUUACGUAAUCAAAUUAUGUUGACUCAAGUAAGCAACUUCCUCUAUAGGACAUGUAGUCGACUAUCCAAUACAUGGGCAAUCUAUUUCAAAGUUGUGAUUGUUUACUGCAACAAUUACUUUGAAAUUGUUUUGCACAGUGCAAUUAUAACAGUGUCCUUUGCAUUAUGGAAGGCCAUAGUAACGAAACUUUACUGUAUAUAUAAACAAAGAAGAAUGCAUAUUCAAAAAACAUACUGUUAAAAUGUUAAACAUAUUCUUUAAAAAUCACAUUACAGUAACCAAAUCUCUUCCAGAUUCGCCAUUUUUGUCCGAACACUCCGAUGAUUGUAAUAGGUAACAAAAAGGACAUACGAAACGACUCUCAACGUAAUGUCGUAUCAACAGAAGAUGCCGAAAAUGUUGUAAAGAAAGUUUCUGCAGUCGCGUUAAUCGAAUGUUCCGCCAAAACCAAAGAAAAUGUAAAGAAAGUUUUUGAAGCCGCGGUGAAAGCAGCCUUAACCUACAGAAAUCGACGAUCCAACAGAGUUCUACAGUCAAUCAUGAAGUUACGAUUCGUAUUUUAA
This is a messenger RNA of Bursaphelenchus okinawaensis, 1473 nucleotides long. NCBI's taxonomy places the organism in Eukaryota, Metazoa, Nematoda, Chromadorea, Rhabditida, Aphelenchoididae. The record is from the annotation of a GenBank genome assembly.